Messenger RNA from Exophiala viscosa, 1245 nucleotides. RefSeq names its product monooxygenase. The transcript has a single exon. The coding region runs from base 1 to 1245 and encodes 414 amino acids. NCBI's taxonomy places the organism in Eukaryota, Fungi, Ascomycota, Eurotiomycetes, Chaetothyriales, Herpotrichiellaceae. Gene Ontology annotation, molecular function: FAD binding. The record is from RefSeq and is a predicted model, not a curated record.
AUGGUCGAUGUCUCCAAGAAGCUGGACAUCAUUGUGGUCGGCGGCUCAUUGGCCGGCCUGAUGACGUCCAUCCCACUGAAGCGACUGGGUCAUCGAGUUACAAUCUUCGAACGCUCUCCGACACCAUUGCUACAUGAUCAAGGAGCUGGAGUAGUCGCUGGUGGAGAGACACAAGCUUUCUUCCAUAAGCACGACCUAUCUCGGAGACCUAUGGCAGUCACUUCGCAAGUGCGGUUUUACCUCGAUCAUGCCGGCAAAGUGAUUGACCGUGAGGACUAUCAGCAGCACAUGACGAGCUGGGAUUUGCUCUACUACCUCGGUCGCGCCAACUUUGACUCAGUAGAGAGUGAGUAUGUAGACAGGGUCCCGAAACAGGACGGAGCAGCAAGCUACGAGUACGGCAGAUCAGUCACCAGCGUUCGUGAUACGGGGGAUAAGGUCGAGGUGACAUACGACAAAAUCAGAGAGGGCGAGGGCAAGCAGACGUCGACAGCUACUGCAGACUUGUUAAUUGCAGCGGACGGACCUUCGUCUCAUACGCGAAAUAUGCUGCUGGGAAAGGAGGCUGCAGAGAGGACGUAUGCUGGCUACGUGGCAUUUCGAGGCACGGUGCCGGAAGCGGAGGUGUCAGACGCAGCUGCUGCAGUUUUCGUCGAGCGCUUUACAUUCUUCCACGCGGACGGCACCCAGAUACUAUCUUACACAAUUCCGGGCAAGGCUGGGAGUCUCGAAAAAGGAAAGCGACUGGUAAACUGGGUCUGGUACUGGAACGUUGAUGAGUCCUCUGAGGAAUACAAAGAACUUUUCACGGACACUGAGGGCAACCAGCAUCGCUUCACACUGCCAACGGGUGGAAAGAUGCAACCGCAAGUAUGGGAUCGACAGAAAACCCGGGCCCAUGAAGGCCUGCCGCCACAAUUCGCGGAGAUUGUGAGCAAGACCAAGAGUCCGUUCGUGCAAGCCAUUGCCGACGUCCAGCCGCCUAAAAAGGGCACCAAGGUCGGCAGGCUGCUGAAUGGCAAGGCGCUCCUUGUCGGAGAUGCCUUGGCCGGCUUUAGACCACACACGGCGGCGAGCACGAGUCAAGCAGCAUAUGAUGCCCUGAUGCUAGAAAAGGUUUUCAAGGAGGAGAUUGACUGGGACGAGUAUGAGAAACAUGUCUUGGAAUUCGCUUGGGCAUGGCAGCGGAGAGGUGUGAACUUGGGGAAUAGGAGUCAAUUUGGGCAUCACCCUCUCGCGGAUUGA